Messenger RNA from Doryrhamphus excisus (bluestripe pipefish), 1459 nucleotides. It is a transcript of the gene plekhb1, whose product is annotated as pleckstrin homology domain containing B1. Gene Ontology annotation, biological process: regulation of cell differentiation. The record is from RefSeq and is a predicted model, not a curated record. NCBI's taxonomy places the organism in Eukaryota, Metazoa, Chordata, Actinopteri, Syngnathiformes, Syngnathidae. Gene Ontology annotation, cellular component: membrane.
GAAGGGCAGGAGAGGUGGGGUGUGUCUGAACGCCUAAUCCAGAAUUAUCCUCUGACUCAGACCUGACUAGGGAAAGAAUAAUCUGGGAGGCAGAGAAUAAACAGGCUGUGUCCGUAUACAACCCGUUGGAUUGCAACCUUACAAUAUUUGGAACCAUGGCACUCAUGAGGUCAGGCUGGCUUUGGAGGCAGACAUCUGUGCUGAAGCGCUGGAAGUUAAACUGGUGUGACCUGUGGAUAGACGGGAGUCUCUGCUUUUACAAGAGCGACAGCCGGCGAGAGUUGGAGCACCGCGUCAACCUCAAGUUCACGUGCAUAGACGUGCGGAGCGGCCUGGAAUGUCGAGGCGUGGCUCCUCCUGAGACCAACCCCCAGGACAAUGUCAUUGUGGUCCAGUUCAAGGACGGCUCAACGAUGAACCUGUGUGCCAACAACGAGGACGAGUCCAUAGCCUGGAAACUGACCAUGCUCGAAACCAGGAGGAACCCGGUGUUCACGUAUGACCCGUACAACGACUCCUAUGAGGCCGUACCCCUCGGCCACUACCACACCUUCUACAUGACGCCUGGAGCAGGACCAGGUACCCACCAGGUGAUAGUUCAGAGGGACCCCUUCGAUGGCGUGUUUGACCACCUGGCGCUAGGAUUACUGGCAGGUAUGGCGGCAGGAGCGGCCAUGCGAUCCUUCCUCUGGGCGCCCGUCUUCUUUUGCUGAGAUGAACGAAUGCCGCAACCGUACAGAGCACCUUUAGCUUGUCUAUUUGUACAAACACCAGCGAAACAAGCGGACGUAGGUAGGCUCCUUUUGUUCGCCUUUUCUUCCCCGUGUGCAAUCAUUUUGCUUAUUAAACAAAAUGUAACUGCUGCUGUGUUAAGGCCAUCCAUGCAUUUCCUAUGCUGCUUAUCCUCACACGGAAGAACCAUGCACCAAGAACCAGUGCAUGUUUUUGGAACACACGGAAUCGAACCCGGGUAUUUCCGAUCUCCUGUAUGGGCAACAUGCAAACCACUGUUCCCCCGUGCGGCCUGUGUUAAGUCAUAUUGGCUUAUUGAGGUGGUGUCGUGGUUGUCUCCCAACAUCAGGGUUGUUGGUUUGAUCUCCACUGAUGAUAGAAAGGCAUUACACAAUAGUCCAAUGACCAUUUCCAGUACAUUUUAAACAUUUGGGCUAAAGUGCAUCGUUUUAUGGCUAUGUCAAAAAAGGCUGUUAAAAAUGUGAAUACAAACAUCUUAGGUCCCACUAAGUCAGGGGUGUCCAAAGUGCGGCCCGGGGGCUAUUUGUGCCACAUUCUAAUAAAAUAAUAAAACAAAAAAUCCAAAACAAUAGCAAAAUAGGAAAUAUCAGCAGUAAUUCUACAACAAUAAAGUGGAAAUAUGACUAACAAAAAAGUUAAAAUAUUACCAGCAUACACUCUGGUAAAAAAUAAUAUAAUUUUAGUACCAUAGAGUUGAAAUAUUAUA